AUGGGAACGCCUGCUUUAGGUAUUAUUAUUCGAAUAAACGAUGUAAUAUUUACUUAUCAAGAUGCCCGAUGGUUUCCUGUUGCAGGUCUUGGUAUGCAGAUGAUACGUCUCUUUUAUACAGGAAAAGUCCUUUGCGAAGGAUGCAAAAAGAAGUGCAUCGGAGGUGUGUUGAAAGUCCAGAACAAAUAUUUUCAUGUAGAUUGUUUUAAGUGUAUAGUAUGUUCAUCAUCUUUAGCACAUGGUGGCUUUUUCUUCAAAGAGGGGAAAUAUUACUGCACUGCUGAUUACCAAAGAAUGUUUGGGAAGAAAUGCGGAGCUUGCAAUAAAUUUGUAGAAGGAGAAGUUGUUACUGCGUUAGGAAGCACUUAUCAUCAAAAAUGUUUCGUAUGUGCUAGAUGUCGGCAGCCCUUCCCUGUUGGCGAAAAAGUUACGUUCACUGGUAAAGAGUGUCUUUGUAUGAGAUGCAUACAAAUACCAAUCGUAACAUCCCCUACUGCAGAAUCGCCAACAGAUACCGUGCGAAGGUGUGGUGGAUGCAAAGAAGAACUGCAGGAAGGACAAGCUCUUAUAGCUCUUGAAAAACAAUGGCACAUAUGGUGCUUUAAAUGUGCUUCUUGUGGUUCUGUUUUGCAUGGAGAAUACAUGGGAAAGGAUGGAAAGCCUUACUGUGAGAAAGAUUAUCAAAAACUGUUUGGUGUAAAAUGUGCUCACUGUGACAGAUUCAUUGCUGGAAAAGUGUUGCAGGCAAGUGACAAUCAUCAUUUUCAUCCAACUUGCGCUCGUUGCUCAAAAUGUGGUGAUCCUUUUGGAGAUGGAGAAGAAAUGUUUUUACAAGGUGGUGCAAUAUGGCAUCCUAGAUGUGGUCCAGGACCCGAUAGUCAAAUGGAUGACAGUGAUCUUGAAGAUUCAAAAAAAGAAUUUUCUCUUGACGGGCUUCCAUAUGGCAGAUCAAGUCCUGGAAGUUAUUUUGAAAGGGAUCCUCUUCUUUCUGACUUGAGCAGAGUUUAUACCUACAGCUAUUUAGCAGCAGAGCCUACCCAAGGAUAUUUACGUCGUCCAAUUGAACCUAGACCUCCUAAGUCACCUCAGUUUCAUCGUCCACCUGAUUGUCCGGAUAAAAGACGUACCUGGAGCAAAAGUCCAUCUCAUAAACAUGGAAUGCAAGCAUUAGUGGAUUCUAUACAAUCAACAACACCACGUCCAAGAUCUCCUCAUAUGAAUAAUGAAGAACCAAUUGAAUACUCUCAUUAUCCUGGAGGAAAACCACCACCACCUGAAGAAAUGGCACCUAUCGAGCGUGAUGAUUUUCCUGCACCUCCUUUUCCAUUUACAGAUCCUGAGCGUCGUAGACGAUGGAGUGGAAGCUCCAAGGGAGUUGAAGUAGAAGAUGAACCUGAUAUGCCAGAAGAAAUAAAUGAGGUUGAUCCACAGCUGAAAAGGGAAGAGGAAGAGCUAUCCAAAAUUGCUACAGGAAUCGGAAAGGUUUUCCUGAAAACAGUAAAAGAUCGGGAAAAAAUCAAGGCUUGGAAAAGAUCUCAUUUAGACCCUAGAAAUGCUUCCAGAACUCCUUCUGCUAGUAAAGAACCUCCUGUGCGCUUAAGAUAUGACAAUCCUGUGAAUGCAUCUCCAUCCAGAGAUUCAGACCAUCCUAGGCCUUGGGAAGAAGAAGAGUUUGAAAGAAAAUCUAGUUUUCGAUCAUCUACUGGCAGGCUUGUUGGAACAAUUCCCAGUUAUAAUGUUGUUUCAUCACUUCGAAAUGUUCCAAAACCUGGUUAUGGUUUAGCAUCAAGAUCACCUGGACCAAUGACUGGAAGGGAUAGUGGAUUAGGAUAUAUAAGUGACUUGACCUUUGGAGGGUUAGAAAAAACUCAUAGCUCAGAAUUUAGUAGUGGUAAAUCAGACAUUUCAACUCUUUCAGAACCUGGUGAACGCUCUAUAAUGUUACAGAAUCGCAGUGGAAGUGGCCUGUUCAGAGGAACUCCAUAUUCUGAAGGCUUUCGGGGAUUUAGGUAUCCAACCUAUAGUCCACAUUUACGACAUUCUUUACCAAAUGUCACUCUUCAUUUAUCAACAGAACCACCAAAGCUGUAUCCUUAUCAUUUGUUAAUAACAUCCAAUUAUCGGGUACCUGCAGAUGUGGAUCGUUGCCAUUUAGAGAGACAUCUAUCUAAUGAAGAAUUUCAGGCCUUAUUUCAUUUAACUCGUUUGCAAUUUUAUCGUCUACCUGAAUGGAGGAGAAACGACCUGAAAAGAAGAGCAAGAUUAUUUUAAUGAUAAAUUAUCUGCAUACAGUAUUAAAUAAUUUUUUUAGCUUUUAAUAUUUAUGAAAAAUUAUAUAUCAUACAUUAAAUUUUAUUCCUGAAAUCAAAUAUCAUCUGUACUAAAUAUUUGGAAACAUUGAUAUUUUUCAGUUGAAAUUCUAUAAUCUGAAUACAAUUUUUAAGUGUUCAUUUUUUUCCUUAGCUUCAAGCACUUCAAAUGUUUUCCAAGUUAAUUUACAAU
Uloborus diversus is the source of this 2502-nucleotide messenger RNA. Its product is annotated as actin-binding LIM protein 3-like. Gene Ontology annotation, biological process: lamellipodium assembly; cytoskeleton organization. Bases 1 to 2271 code for a protein of 756 amino acids. Gene Ontology annotation, molecular function: actin filament binding. The transcript has 21 exons. Gene Ontology annotation, cellular component: actin cytoskeleton. Lineage: Eukaryota; Metazoa; Arthropoda; Arachnida; Araneae; Uloboridae. The record is from RefSeq and is a predicted model, not a curated record.